Messenger RNA from Stomoxys calcitrans (stable fly), 4735 nucleotides. RefSeq lists its product as uncharacterized. Gene Ontology annotation, molecular function: nucleic acid binding; aspartic-type endopeptidase activity. The coding region runs from base 1 to 4350 and encodes 1449 amino acids. The record is from RefSeq and is a predicted model, not a curated record. Gene Ontology annotation, biological process: proteolysis. The transcript has 3 exons. Lineage: Eukaryota; Metazoa; Arthropoda; Insecta; Diptera; Muscidae.
AUGGAGAAUUUAUCGUCGAUAAUAGCAGUUCAACACAAAUCACACAGCCAUUUGCAAAGGUUAGCAAAACGUUUCAACAAUAAACCCGAAAAAGAAAUAACAAAGGGCUAUAUGAAAUGCGUUCUAGAAGAAGUCGAAACAAUUUAUAAAAGUUUUAAGGAAGAUCAUGAGCAAAUUUGUGCUUUGGCAUUGGAAAACACCAUUAAUGAAAAAGAUGUGCCAUAUCUAGCAAAUGACUUCUAUGAAGUUUUCUUUGAUACCUACAUUACGUUUAAAUCAAAACUAUUAGAUCUAGCCGAAGAGCCUACAAUGUCGCAUCAUCAUAUGGCAAGUACCUUCAUAUCUUCCAACAACAACUAUAGUAACUCAUCAACAUCAUCAUGUGCCAAACUUCCAAAAAUUGAAUUACCAACCUUCACAGGAGAGUACCUCGAGUGGAUACCCUACUGCGACAUGUUCACUUCGUUGGUACACAACAACCACUCAUUGACUGAUAUACAAAAGUAUUUUUAUUUAAAAGGGUCUUGUAAAGAUUCCCCUUUAGAUAUUAUAAACCAAUACCCAGCUUCUGAUAGAAACUACAUUGCUGCAUGGGAAGCACUUAAAUCAAGAUACCAAAACAAAAGAAAACUUAUUGAACAAAUCUUAAACAAGUUAUUUUCAAUUCCACAGUCUAAUGGUUCGUUUUCUAGUAUAAAAGAACUGCUUGAUUCAACACGAUCGUCUCUAUCACUGUUAAGGUCGCUCGAUAUAGACAUUGAUACAUGGGAUCCGAUCCUUAUAUAUCUUAUGACACAGAAAAUGGACAAACAGACCCGUAAAGAAUGGGAACAAUCCAUUAGUAGCACUGAACUUCCUGUAAUGAACGAUUUGUUCAAGUUUUUGGAAACUACAUUUAGAACAUUGGAGUCUGUAGAGGAAUCAAAUAACCGACCAGAAAGGCAGAUCUCUGUUAGUCGCUGUCCACAACAAAAACCAUUUAAACGAUCUCUGCACAUGCAUAACGCAGCCGUAAGUACGAGCACCUGUGUAUGCUGCCAACGUCGUCACCCACUAUACAAAUGCUUCAAGUUCUUAUCGCUGUCGCCAACAGAAAAGAAAUCAAUCGUAUCUCAAAACAACGUUUGUACGAACUGCCUGAACCCAGGUCAUUACUUUAGGCAAUGUAAAAUUGCAGCUCGCUGCCAACUCUGCCAUCAAACUCACCACACCAUUCUUCACGCUGCUUACGCAACAGACAUCGUUCAAGAUCAAACAACAACCGCGCUGUCUACUGCAGUAGAAAAUAUGAAUGCUACAGCAUUAAGCCAUACACAACCAACAUCACAUAUCAACUCGCACCUAUCAUCGCUUGCAGCGAAUCAACAGUCCCAAGUUCUGCUAGCUACAGCUAAGAUUCUCAUUAAACACCCCCACGGUGUUUGCUAUGCUAAAGCAUUGGUUGAUCCCGGCUCUCAAGCCUCAUUUGUAAACAGAGAGUUAUGUCAACUAUUAAAUUUGAAUCAAAAGAGAAUUGAAAAAACAACGAUAGAUGGAAUUGGAGCAACAUCUAAAACAUCAAUCAAACAUAUGGUCGAGCUGAAGCUGGUGUCCAAUUAUAAUAAGAAUUACAAUUUAACCGUGAGUGCUUUUAUUUUGCCUAGAAUAACAAAUUAUAAACCAAUAGAUGUGAGAAAAUGUGAUCUGCCGGAUUUGAAUUCAUAUCAGUUAUCCGAUCCAACUUUUUACAUGCCAUCUAAGAUAGAUGUUUUGUUGGGAAGUGAUGUUUAUGGUGAGAUCUUAAAACAAAAUUGUAUAAAGUUUCCAAACAGUGUCUUAUUGCAGGAAAGUGUGUUCGGGUGGCUAGUUUCAGGCCCUAUAGGCAAACCAUACCCAAAAACGACCCUGAAUGUAAAUAGCUGCAAUCUCGAGAAUCAGCUGCGUUUAUUCUGGGAACAAGAAGAGUUGGCAGAAACAAAAAAUUUAUCGCUAGAGGAAGAAGCUUGUGAAUCAUAUUUUGCAACAACAUAUAUUCGAACGAGUGAGGGCCGAUAUGAAGUUCACUUGCCAUUUAGAAGUUUGUUAAAAGAUUCUGCAAGAUUAUUUGAUCCACUUGGCUGGUUGGCCCCUACAACCAUAAUGGCGAAAAUCAUGUUUCAAACUCUAUGGCGAGAAGGUUUGGAUUGGACAGAUCCUUUGCCAGCGAAUUUGCACAAUGAGUGGUCUAAAUAUCGAACUGCAUUAAAGGACAUUGAGAAGUUAUCGCUGCCUAGAUGGUUUAAAAGCAAAUCGACAUCCUCUACUGAUCUUCAUGCAUUCUGUGACGCGUCCAAGCUAGCUUUUGCCGCAGUUGUCUACAUAAGAGUUGUGAAGGAAGAUGGAAAAGUACACGUAAGUCUAAUACAAUCAAAAACAAAAGUAGCCCCUCUGAAAGUACAAACCAUACCAAAACUUGAGUUGUGUGCCGCUGUUUUGUGUGCAAGGUUGGUCACCAGGGUAAAAUCAUGCAUUGGGCUCAAAGUAGAUAAUGUGAUGUUGUGGUCGGAUAGUACCACGGUGCUGAACUGGAUCAAAACACAAUCUUCUCAGCUCCCAGUAUAUGAGGCAAAUCGGGUUUCUCAAAUACAACGCUUGACAAAUAUUUCUGAGUGGCGAUAUGUAUCUUCAUCUGACAAUCCAGCAGACUGCGCAACCAGAGGCUUAUUACCAGAGGAUUUAAAAACUCAUACCAUUUGGUGGCAUGGGCCACACUGGCUACAUGAAGACUCAACUGCCUGGCCUGUUUGUAAGCUCAGAAAUACCGUGCAUCCGGCUGCGAGUAAACCAAUCAUCUAUUCAUUCACCACGAGUACAGCCACCAAGCUGAAGACGUCGGAUUAUCCGGACUACUUUUCAAAAUACUCAUCAUUCAACAGACUGCAACGGGUAACUGCGUAUAUUCUUCGAUUUUACAACAAUUUGAAAGCGUCUAUCUCAAAAGAUUCCAUUCAAAAACAUCAUAAACUGAUUGGUUGUCUCCAGACAACAGAAUUGAAAAGUUCAAGAUUGCGGUUAGUCAAGAUUUGCCAACGCAUUUCCUUCAAAGAUGACAUAACUUGCCUUCAAAACAAACUUCCUUUCGCAUGCAACAGCCGAGUACUAAAACUGCAACCAUUCUUGGAUGAUGAAGGCGUUCUUCGAGUUGGAGGAAGAAUUAAGCACGCAGAUUUAUCGUUUGGAAAAAAACACCCUAUUUUAUUAACAAAAACUGAUCCUAUUUCCUACCUUAUAUUUGCAGAAGCUCAUUCUAAAACAUUACAUGGUGGAGUGCAGCUGAUGCAAUCAUACGUCAUGACUCACUACUGGAUCCUUUCAGCACGGAACUUAGCAAAAUCUGUGAAGCGAAACUGCGUGACUUGUUUCAAAUAUUCUGCUAAAGCCGCUACUCAAAUCAUGGGAAAUCUACCACAAGUGCGACUCAAUCCUGCAAGGCCCUUCAAACAUAGUGGUCUAGACUAUGCUGGCCCUAUAAAUAUGAAGCAAAAUACACUCAGACGAAGCACCACAACCAAAGGCUUAACCACUGAUGAUUUUCUGGCUGCAUUUAAGAGGUUCACUUCUCGCCGAGGACCUUGUACUGAUUUGUACUCGGAUUGUGGCACAACAUUCAUCGGAGCGUCCAAAGAACUACAGAUUUUGUACCAUAGAUCCAAAGCUUCAUUACCUGAACAUUUGGUAGAAGGCCUCAACAACAGUGGUACCCAAUGGCAUUUUAUACCUCCUGCUUCCCCUCAUUUUGGUGGUCUAUGGGAAGCGGGUGUGAAGUCUACGAAGCAUCAUCUUCGUCGUAUUAUGAAAGACCGGACUCUCACAUACGAGGAACUUUCAACCCUAUUGUGCCAAGUCGAAAGCUGUUUAAAUUCCAGGCCUCUUUGCCCGCUCUCAACUGAUCCCUCAGACUUCAGCGUUUUGACACCGGCCCAUUUCUUAGUUGGCGAGCCUACAACUUGUAUACCAGAAGACGACUUGCUAGACUCAAACAUCAAUCGGCUAACACAUUGGAAACAGAUUGAGAAACUUAAGCAACAUUUUUGGCAACGCUGGUCCCAAGAGUAUCUUUGCCGAUUGCAGUCAAGACCAAAAUGGAAUUGCCUAAAACGAGAGGCCCAAAUCGGUGAUAUUGUACUGCUACUUCAUGAACGCAGUACCCCAGGACAUUGGCCAUUGGCUCGAGUAGAAGAAAUACAUCCUGGCUCUGACGGGCACUGUCGAGUUGUGACCUUGUAUUGCAAUGGAAAAUUCAUAAAGCGUCCAAUUGCAAAAAUUUGUUUUCUCCCAUCCAACGAUGCAUCAUCAGUCACUUUAAAUGCUUUGGAAGAAAGAAAUACUUGAAGUACGGUUUAAGAACUAAUGUUCUUAGUGGGGGAGAAUGUAUUGGCUUUUUUUACUUUAAACCUAUUUUAGCGUUUUUUAUUUUAUAACUUUAAUCUCAUCACUGAUACUUGCCUUAAUAUAAUUGUCUCUUUCUUACAGUAUUUUUAAGUAACAUUAACUUUGCUCUCACUUAACAAAACCCUGUAACUUACAUUUAUACAAGAGAGAGUUGUUGUCAACUAAGCCUCAAGCAAAGCAGAUCGCUACAGCGAAACAUUAAUUUGUGUCUUGUCAUUCGUCUUUUUUCUUUAAUGUUAAAAUUACUAAAUAACCUCUUGUUGUUAUAAAAAUAAUAAGAACAGUUGUUUAAAGAUAUGUGUAGUAUUCUGUGAAUAAACUUUUA